GCGUUUGAAAUCAGCCAAUGAUAGGCCUGCUCCGGAGCUUCCUCUCCGCCUUCUCCGCUAGCUUGGGAGUGCUCGGAGGGAAGCAGUGUGUUAGUGGCCGGUGUGGAAACGUUGCUUUGGCGAAUACGAGAUGACGGGUUCGAACGAGUUCAAUCUGAACCAGCCACCCGAGGAUGGCAUCUCCUCGGUCAAGUUCAGCCCCAACACCUCCCAAUUCCUCCUGGUCUCCUCCUGGGAUACGUCUGUACGCCUCUACGAUGUGCCCGCCAACUCCAUGCGACUCAAGUACCAGCACACUGGUGCUGUCCUGGACUGCGCCUUCUACGAUCCAACGCAUGCCUGGAGUGGAGGAUUGGAUCAUCAACUGAAAAUGCAUGAUUUGAACACUGAUCAAGAAAAUCUUGUCGGAACGCAUGAUGCCCCUAUCAGAUGUGUGGAAUACUGUCCCGAAGUGAAUGUCAUGGUUACUGGAAGUUGGGAUCAGACAGUUAAACUGUGGGAUCCCAGAACUCCUUGUAAUGCUGGCACCUUCUCUCAGCCGGAAAAGGUGUACACCUUGUCGGUGUCCGGGGACAGGCUGAUUGUGGGUACAGCAGGCCGCCGAGUGCUGGUGUGGGACUUGAGGAAUAUGGGCUACGUGCAGCAGCGCAGGGAGUCCAGCCUGAAGUACCAGACUCGCUGCAUCCGCGCCUUUCCAAACAAGCAGGGUUAUGUGUUGAGCUCCAUUGAAGGCCGAGUGGCAGUAGAAUACCUGGACCCAAGCCCCGAGGUUCAGAAGAAGAAGUAUGCCUUCAAGUGUCACAGGCUAAAGGAAAACAACAUUGAGCAGAUUUACCCAGUCAACGCCAUUUCCUUCCACAAUAUCCACAAUACGUUUGCCACAGGUGGUUCUGAUGGAUUUGUAAAUAUUUGGGAUCCGUUUAACAAAAAGCGACUAUGCCAGUUCCAUCGAUACCCCACUAGCAUUGCGUCUCUUGCCUUCAGUAAUGACGGAACCACGCUUGCAAUAGCAUCGUCCUAUAUGUAUGAAAUGGAUGACGUGGAGCAUCCUGAAGAUGGUAUCUUCAUUCGCCAAGUGACAGAUGCAGAAACAAAGCCCAAGUCCACGUGAUCAUCUGGUGGAAAGCCUCACUUCCUGCCAGCACUUGCUUCCCCCAGGGGCUGCUGUAGUCACUGGACUCCGUCUAGUUUGUCUAGUUUUGGGUUUCUCUGUCUCCUGUCAACAGAAACGUCUCUGUGUACUCUGUAAUUGUUUGGGAUGCGGAGGCUUGGUGCCCUUGUACAGUAGUUGAAUGUUCCUGUCCCUAAGUAAUUCCUGUUGCUGUUACUGCUCCAGCUCUUUGUAGCACAAUCUAAAACUGUUAAUAUUUUUCUGUUGUCAAAUAAAUCAGAUAUUUGGAACUUUUAAAA
This is a messenger RNA of Myodes glareolus (Bank vole), 1410 nucleotides long. RefSeq names its product BUB3 mitotic checkpoint protein (gene Bub3). Gene Ontology annotation, molecular function: protein binding. The record is from RefSeq and is a predicted model, not a curated record. Lineage: Eukaryota; Metazoa; Chordata; Mammalia; Rodentia; Cricetidae.